GCAGUCAGCAAUCAGAAAAGAGUUGCUAUCUGAAUGCUGCAAUCUUGGGAAUAUUCACUUGGAUGGUACAGAGGAUAACAACAAGAGCACUUUCAAGACUAUGAAGUGUGGAGAGGAUACUAUCUCAAGCUUAAAUGGGGACGCUGACAGCUUCCAUAGCAUUAUGCAUGAUGACAAGAGUAUUGUGCUGUUGGUUGCUGCAAACAGUUCGCAACCAAAUAUCAGAGGAGGUCCUUCCAAUGAAGAUGCCAGUGAAAGUGGAAGUCCUGCAAGCUGCAAAACUGAUCAGCCUCUUAUCCAGAAAACCACCGCAGAGAAGUUUACCUCUCCCAUGCCCUGCAUUCCUACCUGUGAUGUUAUGGUUGGCACUGAGCUGGCAAUCUGCUCAUCAGCUUUUACCCAAACUCAAAAUCCAGCAACAGCUGAUAAGCAUCUUAUUACAGAACUCCAUAUGUCAGAUCUGGAUUAUCUUGCUGAGGAAUUUAUCAAACUCAAAACCAAAAGAGAGGAACUGCAAAAAGGAAAAAUGAAAUGCUCAGGCUGUAAAUCGAGAAAGAAAUGUGACUAUGUCCAGCGUGCCCAGCAAGCAGAGCUGAGUCUCCUGGCCCUGCAGUACAGGCUUUGCAGACAACACUAUUUGAAAGACCAGCCCCCCUCAGUGCAGAAAGACACUGAUCAUCUCGGUCCCGAAUCCCCUCCUGCAAACAUUGUGAGUGUCCUGAAAAUGCUGGAAUCUGAGUAUAACCAGAUGAGAGAGAAGAUCCAGGCUGGGAUUCCUCUUCAUGAUCUUAAGCUGCUGUCAGUUGACUGUGCACAGAUAACUGGAGCUUAUGUACCUGCACGAACAACCGAUGACAUGCUGGGAGAUUCUGCAUCUGGGAGCUCUCAGCAACCACAGAAUAAUAUGUCAACUGAUGAACCUCAAUGUCCUCAUGGUGAAAACAGCAAAGACUGCCAGGACGGUCAAAUACACAUGAAUCAACUACAAGAGGGCAUCAGUAAAAUGAGGGGAGCUGUCACUCUUAUCCCAAAUGAAAGAGACCCUGAUCAUAAUACACACAAGCCAAAUGAAAGUCAGUCAGCAACGCCAUUCAAAGAUUUGAGCACAAGUGAGGCUUGGUAUGAUGCUGAGGAAGACCUCGAGCUUGCAGUAGCUGCUGAGACAGAACAGAACACAAUAAUGACUUCAGAACAUGUUACUGAUGAAUAUGGGACUGGUGAGAAGAAGAUGAGUUCAAUGCUGUGUGUUUCUGGUCUGCCCAGUAACGUCUCUGAGGUAAUAACUCAGCUGCCACUCACCUCCAGCCUCAAGCACAGGAAGGUUGUGAGCAUCCCACCCAUGGCUGAAGGAACCUGUGUGCCCCAGUGGGACAGCACCUCGGUCAGCUUUGACAUCCUGAUGGCAGAACUGACACAGCACCACCCAGAUGUCGGGAAGCAGCAAAUACUUGAUGCUCUGUUGGAGCUGUGGGUCAAACACCAGGGUGUCCUCAGUGGGAUGACCCUCAGGAGCAUCAGACAGAUGACAUCUGACAUUCUGACCAGGCCAGUGAGCACCACACAGUUAUGAAGAGGCAGCGCCUUACAGUCAAAAGUAUAGUUUUGUUAUGUUUGUUGAAGUUUAAAUAUUCAAAAAAGGGGGCAAUAUCAUUUUAAAACUAAGUGAUGUGACUGGGGCUUGUUGUGAAUAUGUAAUUUGGGUUUGUUGUGUUAAAAAGCAAAAAAAAAAAAGGGGUUAAACUUUUUGUUGUUAAAGAAUACUGCCUGUUUGUUUUUCAGGCAGCCUGGUCUUUUUCAUUGAGUGCAGUGAUUUGUAUCUUGAUAAGUUUGUGUUUUACAGAUCAGUGGUUUCACAAAGUACCUCCUGACAGGAAUUUCUAUUUUAAGGCAAACUAGUUUAAAUAAAUGACAGAAUUAGUUUUAUGGUUGUAUAUAGAUGUUUAAGCAGCACCUUUGGUUAUAUUUCAUCUUUUAAGUCUCACUGUCUUUAUUGGUCAGUUUUCUUGUUUUCAGUGUUAAAUCUUAAUUGGA
Molecule: messenger RNA, 2031 nt
Organism: Sphaeramia orbicularis (orbiculate cardinalfish)
Lineage: Eukaryota; Metazoa; Chordata; Actinopteri; Kurtiformes; Apogonidae
Gene: rbm44
Product: RNA binding motif protein 44
Exons: 10
Coding region: 101-1570 (489 amino acids)
Source: RefSeq, a predicted model, not a curated record